Messenger RNA from Zingiber officinale, 2126 nucleotides. RefSeq names its product flavanone 3-dioxygenase 2-like. Gene Ontology annotation, molecular function: dioxygenase activity. The transcript is spliced from 4 exons. Lineage: Eukaryota; Viridiplantae; Streptophyta; Magnoliopsida; Zingiberales; Zingiberaceae. The coding region runs from base 74 to 1147 and encodes 357 amino acids. The record is from RefSeq and is a predicted model, not a curated record.
CAGUAAACGCCAUCAGAUGGCAUAACAUUCUCCUCCAUAAUUUUCUCCUUUUCCCUGCACCGUGUCAUUGCGGAUGGCGGAUCAACUGCUCUCCACCGUCUCCCGCAAACUCCGUUCCUUGCCGGCGAGCUACGUCCGGCCCGAGUCCCAGCGUCCGCGCCUCCACGAGGUUAUCAGCGACGCCGCCAUACCCACCGUCGACCUCGGCUCGCCGGACCAGCAUCAGAUCGUGGCCCAAAUCGCCGACGCCUGCACGCAUUACGGAUUCUUCCAGGUGGUGAAUCAUGGAGUGGGGAAUAAGUCGAUGCGGCUGAUGAUGGAAGUGGCGCAGGAGUUCUUCCAGCUGCCGGCGGAGGAGAAGGCGAAGCUCUACUCCGACGAUCCGGCGAAGAAGAUAAGGCUCUCGACGAGUUUCAACAUCAGGAAGGAGACGGUGCGAAACUGGAGGGACUACCUUCGACUCCAUUGCUAUCCCCUUGAAGAUUUCACCCCCGAGUGGCCUUCCAAUCCGUCGUCCUUCAAGGAAGUGGUGAGCGAUUACUGCAAGGAAGUGCGAGGACUGGGAUUUCGACUGCUGGGAUUGAUAUCGCUUAGUUUGGGACUGGAGGAGGAGUACAUGGUGAAGGUUUUGGGGGAGCAAGAGCAACACAUGGCUAUAAACUACUAUCCAAAGUGCCCAGCUCCAGAUCUCACCUACGGUCUCCAAGCCCACACCGACCCCAACGCCCUCACCAUUCUUCUCCAGGACCAUACCGUGGAUGGUCUGCAGAUUCGCAAAGACGACAAGUGGAUCGCCGUCGGUUCUCAUCCCCAUUCCUUCAUCAUCAACAUCGGCGACCAAUUACAGGCGUUGAGUAAUGGAAGGUACAAGAGCGUUUGGCACCGUGCGAUCGUGAACGCCAACAAAGACCGGAUGUCGGUGGCAUCCUUCCUUUGCCCUUCCAAUCGCGUGCUCAUAAGCCCACCUGAAAAGCUCCUUAGCGAGGCAGGGCGAGCCAUGUAUAAGAACUACACCUACGAAGAGUACUACGACAGGUUUUGGAGUAGAAACCUGGAUGAUGAGCACUGUUUGGAGCUCUUCAAAAACGCUUCCUCGCUCGAGUCAGAGAAUCAGGCCUCCUCCUCCUCCGGCGGGAAUCAAUCAUAGUCCACGCGGUGUGUUUGUUGAAGUUGUCAAAUCAUUGAGGCCAAGAAGCAUCGAGUUCGGAUCUACUUCGCUCGCCAAAUUUUUUUUAGGCAAUUUGGUUGGCAAAUUUUGUAGACGGAAAGAGCACGAUGGUCCGGCCGGAACCCCUGCGAACCGCGCGCGCGAGAUAUGCCCGAAAGAAGUAGUCACAACAUUCGGGCUCCGCCUCCCGAUUCAGAGAUGCUUCCUCCGUGGCAGGCCACUUGCUCGGCCGUUCGACUUCCGGGGUGUUCAAUCAGUCCUGAUCCGAAGCUCAUCCUAUUCGGGUUCGGGAGUGAAUUAUUGUGGUAAAAGGUGAAUAUGUUCGUCCCAACAUCUCUGUCAAUCCAUUUCAAGAUCAACACGGAGGAGGUAAAUCACAGGCGACUACUAAUCUUUGGAAUAGUGACUAGCACAUAAGGGAUGUAUUAUCUCGAUUUUGUCGAGAUUCGAAUCUCAGGUCUCAUUGUGACAACACCUCAUGUGCUAACUACUAGACUCAUCUCAGGAGACGAUUUGGGAGUGAAUUAUGUAGGAUGCCGACAUGGUAUUAGUAUGUUGAUAGAUUAAUAUGGAAUAAGCAGUCGGGAUCUUAUGGAUCGCAACUUCUAGUCUACUCCUGGAUUAGGGAUUGUUAAUAGGUAGAAUUUUAUGGAUCCUACUUUUAUAAUAGAUGGGGUCCAUGAGAUCCCACCUAUGAAUGAAAUGGUCCAUCUUUUGGAUCGUAUUUUACUGUCCAAAGAAUCCGACCUUUGGAAUUAGUAGGUUGAUGAGAUGAUAAUUAGUAGAUUAAUGAGGUCAUAAUUCGUGAUAAUAAUGGAUAAAGAUAAAUGAUCUAUAUUUAAUGUAUUUGCAUUAAUUGCUUUAGUGUGAUAUAAUUGUGGAGUUAGUGGAUGAUGUAAUUAGCCUAUGUUAGCUUGUAUGAAUGAAAAUAUGAAACAAAAUAUGAUUUUAGGGAGAA